UUGGACCACGCUGUGACAUGUUGCCGCUGGCCACGGAUGGCUCAAGCCAAGUGUCAGAUCAUUUCCAGCCUCGAAAAGAUCACACUCAAAUAUACAUUCGAGUAUAAUUACUAUGCUUGCAGCGCAAUCCCUCAAAUGAUUUCAAGACGUGCUGUCGCAUCCUGGAGCAUCCCGCAGCUGUCCCUCACUUCUAACUUCACCUCCUUUUCAACACUGCCUCGGAUGGAUCAAUUCCCGUAUACCUCUACCAUUGACGCUGAGCCUCUUCACCGCUAUCAAAAAGGUGGCUACCACCCUAUCACGUUGGGAAGUUUUUUGAAUAACAAAAGAUACAAGAUACUGCACAAAUUAGGGUGGGGAGGCUACUCAACAGUUUGGGCUGCAAGAGAUUGCAGGUUGUUCAAAUUGCAGUUGCUGAGCUCACUUCUAGUUAAAUGA
Molecule: messenger RNA, 438 nt
Organism: Rasamsonia emersonii CBS 393.64
Lineage: Eukaryota; Fungi; Ascomycota; Eurotiomycetes; Eurotiales; Trichocomaceae
Exons: 1
Biological process (GO): spliceosomal complex assembly; regulation of mRNA processing
Source: RefSeq, a predicted model, not a curated record